CUCGCAGUUCUAAUACCUUUAAUACUACUUCAACAACGGGCCGCGAUAGUCUUGUAAACCGUACCUGCAGAUUUGUAAUAUUUUUGGUAUUUAUUCCUUCUGUGAAAAUAUAGUUUUAAAAAAUCUAAUUUUUUGUAAUCAUAUAACUCUACAAAAAAGUAAUGCUGAGCUUAAAAGUUUAACGGAGUGAUGUAACUUUGUCGUGCUAUAAAAUUAAAAAGUUAUUUUGUCAAAUUGUACGUCAGUCGUUCAAAAUGGCGGUGAAGGUGCAAUGCGGUGUUUCCGCGGAAACGAAAAUUAUGGAAUUAUAAUUUAAAUGCAACCAAAUCCAAUAAAAAAAUGAUAGACAGUGUGUUUUGAUAGUGCUCGUGUUCUAUAUAAAAUUAUCUUCAUCCUUGCAGAUCUACAAAAUUGUUUUGUUGGUGUUAUAACGUGAUGUUGCGGCGAGUUAACUUUUAUUCAAUAUGUUUCGCGUUUGGUAUCAGUGUUCUUCUAAUAUUUGUUGGAAGUCGAUAUGCAGAUAACACUUAUUAUCGUCCGUCCAUUGAAAGCCGGAGAAAUGUUAGAAACUUUUUGAAAGUUGGAGAUGAAGCUUACACGUUACUCAACAUCCCCACAAUCCUGUAUGAUGGAUCGCCAGACAUCAAGUUAUUACUCGAGAAAACACGUUCUAAAAUUAAAUACGAGCUGUCUAAGUAUAAUUUUUCCGAAUUUGGUGCUCAAGCUUUGGAAAAUUUAGUAAUUGAGUCCGGGGGGCAGCCCUCUCGCAGUUUAAUCAUAUCUACAUGGAGGUCUGGAACUACUUUUCUUGGUCAGUUAUUGAAUGCCAUCCCCGGUACUUACUAUCACUAUGAACCGCUACUUAAAUAUGGAAUUAUACAAAUACGGGGGCCACCAGACGGUGAUAAAGCUAUAGACGAUAUAAGGUCUAUGAUGAAAUGUGAUUAUGAUGGCUUAGAGGAUUAUUUUAAUUUUGGGAAGAAACAUUUGUAUCAGUUUAGCCACAACACCAGACUAUGGGACCAUUGUAAACAUAAGAAUGAACUGUGUUGUGAUGCUGACUUCACAUCACGGAUAUGUAAGCUGUUUCCGUUUCAAACCAUGAAGGUUGUAAGAAUGAGGCUACGGCUCAUCCAGGACAUAUUAAAGGAUAAAGAGCUUAAUGUGAAGGUUAUACUGUUGAUCCGGGAUCCUCGAGGUGUGAUGCAGUCCAGACAACAUCGUACCUUUUGCCAGACUUCUGCUGACUGUUGGGAUCCUCCACUACUUUGUGCUGACAUGAUCAGCGAUUAUGUUGCAGCUGCCCGCAUACUUAAGCAUUAUCCUGACAGACUUAUGGUGUUGCGGUACGAAGAGCUGGCAUUACAACCUAACGUAACAGCUUAUCGAAUUUUAAAGUUCCUAAAGAUUAGUGCCACGGGUUUGUUAGACGAAUUCUUGGAUUUGCACACUAAUGUUGAUGUGGCUGGAGUUAGCUCCACGUUUAGAGUAUCCAAGGAGGUGCCUUUCAAAUGGAAGAAUACUCUCAACUUUACUUAUGUGGACGAUAUACAGAGGGCGUGUAAGGAAGCCAUGUCUCUAUGGGGCUACAAAAUGGCAAACAACGAGACUCAUAUGAAAAGCGAAGAUUUCAUGCCCUUGGACAACUAUACGAUCUCACAGUGAACACUGAACCAAAAACAAGGAUGUAAAGAGGAUAUUUUUUCCCACAAAAAAUAUGCAUACCCUUCAUUUUUGUCCAAAUGGCUCUAAUGAUGUAGAUAUUUCUAUUAUUACACGACAAUAACUUCAAUUUUAUUAUUAAAACUAAACCGAAACGUGAACAUAAUAUACGUAAGGAUGUAUUCCAAUUUGUCAGUUUUGAAUUAUGGCUAUUGGAGGGAUAAUCUCAGCAAGAUAAAUAAAAAAAAAAACAAUAAAUAUAAUCUUUUAACAUCUCUAUCGCCCCACCAAAUAACAUAAUAAUACCUAUGUCAAUUAUAUUUACGUCAAUUCAUAUGUUAUAAAAAAAUAUUUCUCAAAAAUAAGGGUAUGCAUGGAAACAAAUAUUUUCGGAAUGUCCCAGUGAACAUACUACCAUAAAACUCGCAAUAAUUAUUCACUUCGAAUUUUUGAAUACAACAUAUACACAUGUGAGGGGGAAAUUGGUUCAUAUCUUAAAAAUCUCAUACAAUUUGCUCCAGAAAAUGAUCGAAUUGGCUAUUUCCUGUACAAUUAGAGUGACAUUGCUAUUGCAACAAUCAAGGUACAUAUUAUUAUUAUUAUUUAUUUAAAGCCAACGUAUUGGCGCAACUUAUCAUUUAUAUAGGCCCAAAUGCAAUUGUAUUAUAAACAUUGUGAUUUAUAGUUUUAAAUAACCUUUCGUACGUAAUAUGAUAGUUUCAAUGCGGAAUUUGAACUUUGCGCUCACAAGAUGGCGUUAGUGAAGCAUAAGGUCUUACUAGUCAAUUGUUCAGGUGUUACUAAUUGAAUUGUUUGCAAAUAUAAAUAAAUGGGUGAUUCUUAACAUUAUUUUAACGAAAAUUAACGAUAACA
This is a messenger RNA of Spodoptera exigua (beet armyworm), 2535 nucleotides long. Lineage: Eukaryota; Metazoa; Arthropoda; Insecta; Lepidoptera; Noctuidae. The record is from the annotation of a GenBank genome assembly.